Messenger RNA from Necator americanus (New World hookworm), 2877 nucleotides. RefSeq lists its product as uncharacterized. Bases 1 to 2877 code for a protein of 958 amino acids. The transcript has 22 exons. Lineage: Eukaryota; Metazoa; Nematoda; Chromadorea; Rhabditida; Ancylostomatidae. Gene Ontology annotation, biological process: actin filament polymerization; endosome organization; regulation of actin nucleation. Gene Ontology annotation, cellular component: endosome; WASH complex. The record is from RefSeq and is a predicted model, not a curated record.
AUGAAUAGCCUAAGCAGUAUGUCGACUAUAGCGACUGAGUCAUUCCUAAUGAACGUCAAGGAGGAGGCGAAUUGUAUUCUUGCCGAAAUUGUUAGGCUGGCUGCAUUUGUCUCCGAAGAUUUUACUGAUCCUUCCUCUUCAAAGUACAAAAUAAUGGUGCUAGACUUCAACUAUUUCACACGUCCUACUUACUACGAGAAGCAAAUAGAUGAGAACGAGGAGCUCCAGGACAGUUUCUAUAACACGUAUCGGGAGCUCUUAUCAAGGUUUUCCACUCUUUUUCAAACUAUAGCUAACUUUAUUUCAAGUUUGAAAGAAUACUGUGAUCAAGUUGGUAGCGAAAGAGUUGGAAUCUCCUAUUUGGAUAUAAUUGACAUUGAAAUCUUGUUCAAUAUAGGACUAGUUCUCUUGUACUUAGAAACAUACUUCCCUGGACCAGGCAUAAACGAUUUUGGAAAUGCCUUCGUUGACAGAAUUACACUGGUGAAAUGGACGUAUGUAUGCCUUUUGUUCAAACCGUCAACACUCAAAUCCGACUUCUCUAAGAUGCGUCAAGUCGUAGAGGACUUUUUUCGUGACGAAUGGGUGCUCCAACUCGGUUUGGGUUUGAACGUUAAUCUCCUCGAUUCAUGGUGCUCUUAUCGUGCUGCUCUAGCAGCUAUCACUAGUCAGGUGGAUCUUACUAAAGCCAAGGACAUGGCAGCUUAUCACUACAAUGCACUUUCCAAGCUAACUAUUCCACAAGGCAAAAUACUGCCCAACGACUUCGAUGCCCAAAUUCGCCUCAUUUUUCAGUACAACUCGUCUUUAAGAUGGCUGAUUUUACAUACAUCUAAAACAACCACCAAGAAAGCUUCCACGUAUGUACAAGCGAUCGAUAUCUAUCCACAAUUUGAAGCACAGUCUCUUGUACUCUUCUUGAGGGCUUCAAAUUUUGAAAUGGAGUUCUUUUCGGCAUAUAGAAAUUCUCUGCGAAACAAGGAAGAAAACAUCAAGAAAGUUACUUCCUCAACUUGUUCCAUUAUUUCCGAGAUGGCUCAGUUGUUUUCGCAAGAUUUUGGUUCUCUCAAUAAAGAAAAUAAGACAAAGUUACAUGAUUGGUUUAUGCUGAUGAAGAAAACAUUAGAGGACCUGGACCUUAACAGUAAAAGAAAUGCAGAGCUUGUUUGUCAAGUAAAAAGAAGGAUCGCUCAGGUUGGCGAAAUGCUCGAUCUGGGCGGAAAUCUCAGUGUUGCACAACAUUUGCAAAAGUUGCAACCGCAGUUGGAUAUUUUAUCCGCUUUGUACAAUGUGAGAGAAGAGGAAGAACGACGUGUGCGACGUUGCGCAGACCCAUCCUAUCUGUGGCCUAUCUUAGAUGAUUGGAUUCCACGUAUUCAAAAUAGGAUUUUGGAGUCAUCAGAUGUUCAUGCUGUUCGUGCCCUUUUCUUCAAACUUUCGCUUUCAAUCACAACUUUGUGCGAACAGUUCCAGGGUGAAGAACGAAAGACUUUGAUUGGACGAGCUUACUCCUUCCAUCUUGAGCGACGUCUGCGUUCUAUUUUGCAAACGAUUCCGCAUAGGCUUUUCUCUAUUCUGAAAACUACUAUUUCUCCUUCGCUGCAACGGCACUGGGAACCAACUUUGGAUAAGUCCGUGGCAAGAGAAAUGGCAGAUUUUGAAGAAAACUUUAGUCUUGCCGAUGCCACGCAUACCAUAUCAAAUCUUAGUCUGGGUGUAUCACGAAUGACUCUCAAAAAAGUAGGAUUGGUCAGCAUAAAUCCAAAGGAGCUUCUUGAAGAGGGUAUCCGUCGCGAGUUAGCACUAGAACUCCCGUCACUGUUAACAACAUUGGAAAAACCGUUCUCACUUGAAGAUGUGCUCAACAAUCUUUCGCGUAAUCUCCAGUCGUUCCACCGCGCGUUUAUUUAUAUGUGCGGACACGUGGAUGUCAAUGGACAUGAUAUGUGGAGGGAAGAAAUAAAUUUGAUCGUUCGUCAAAUGGCUAAUGAUCUAAAAAAGAAGAAAAUUUUCAGUUCGUUGCCAAGUCCGAAAGGUGGUACUCCUACAUCAGCUUUGUCCCAUGUUUUUAAUCUCUUGUUGAAGCACUCUGAUCCUUAUUUGAAUCGUUACCAGGAAAACAGCAUGACAUGGCGCGACGUGAAGACGAAAAAAGACGUGCUUUGUUCGAGAACUGUUGAUUUGAUCGAGAGCUGGAUUCCUUCCUCUGCCAUAAAUUCAUUGCGAUUAGUUUUUAAUCACAAUAUGGGGAUUUUGAUAGAUGAUUCGCUCAAGCAAAUUGGGUCCACUUUGACAACUAUUGGAGCAUUUUCUUUCAACGAUGCGUUCAUUCAUUCAUCUCAGUACGAGCAACUUCUUCGACAUCUUCAGGGAAACCAAAUGCUUGUCCCACUUAUUGCAAAAAUUGGUCAACACCUACUACUUCUCUCUUUGUUAUGUCAGUCAAAAAGGCAGCAUUGCCAACUUAACGCAGCGCCACUGUUUUCAUCAUUGACAGCUUGCGACAGAUAUUUGAUCGCACAUCCGGAUUCAGUGCCAGCCGAUGUGGGCCCUAUUGUCAAUUUGUUACGAGAUUGUGGAUUGUGUACUCCUACACUUACUUUAUAUAAAACAAGUGUUAUUGCCUCUCCAAAUGCAGCUCUAUGUUUGGUCCUAGUCCUAUACAUCACAAUGCAUAGACUCAAUGGUUCUCGUCGUGAUGCUCUAUGUGGUCGUACCUUCACAGCAGGCUUGUUUUUCUUACUUCAUCAAAUCAAUAAAGUGGAGCAAUUUGGAAAAUUGGCCGAGCGGUUUGCUGAUCUUCUGACCGUGUCGAAAGGCAACAACGACAAGCAGUUGCUUCUUUCACAUGUUACAAAUGUGAUCACGUUCUCGUAA